Molecule: messenger RNA, 1459 nt
Organism: Clupea harengus (Atlantic herring)
Lineage: Eukaryota; Metazoa; Chordata; Actinopteri; Clupeiformes; Clupeidae
Gene: cdv3
Product: CDV3 homolog
Cellular component (GO): cytoplasm
Source: RefSeq, a predicted model, not a curated record
CUAUCCGGGGUAGCAGAAGAAGGUAGCUUUAACAUCCGGUGGAAUCACUCGGUAUGUCAAACAGCGCCUUGUCAUACAGUUAGCUAGCUCGCUGGUCAAUGUGGCAGGCAGCUUCUUGGUAAUAAUUGGUAGUCAGCUAGCUAGCAAGCUAACUGCUAUGGUUUGCUGAACACGUGAGACUGCAGAGAAGAGUGGUGAAACACGUCCAUCGAAGCCGAGGUUUUUCUGCCAUCCCAGGCCACAUUCCUGACACAGUUAAGAGUUUUCCUUGUAAGAUUAGGUGUUGUUACUUAGUCACGGAAAAUGGCGGAUGUUGAAACAAAUGCUCCGGAGAAGAGCCUGGAUGAUUUCUUUGCUAAGCGCGAUAAAAAGAAGAAGAAAGAAAAGGGCAAAGGGAAGGAGCCUGCAGCUGGGCCAGCACCGGUGGUUUUGAAAAAGAUCAAAAAGGAAAAAGAGAAGUCUACGAAAAACGAAAAUCAGGAGGACCAGAUAGAGAAGGAGGAUGCGGAAUGGAAGGAGUUUGAGCAGAAGGAGGUGGACUACACUGGCCUCAGGCUGCAGGCCCUACUGGUCGGUGAAGAGAGAGAGGAUGAAGAUUAUGAUAAAGAGGAGGUGGGUGAGGAUGGAGAGAUCAUCCUAGUGAGCGGAGACAAAAUGUCUGGACCUUGGAACAAGUCUGGGGCUCCCGUCGCUUCAGCUGCUCCUGUUGAGGAAGAGCCCGAGGUGCCCGAGUCGAAACCGACAGGCGUGUACCGGCCCCCAGGAGCCCGCCUCACCAGCACCAAGAGAGGGCCCACCGCGGGGCCCCCGGAGAUCUUCAAUGACACCCAGUUCCCUUCACUGCAGUCCUCUGCCAAACAUGUGGAGACUCGCAAGGACCGAGAGAUGGAGAAGACUUUCGAGGUGGUGAAGCACAGGAACCGUGCACGGGAGGAAGGGGGUCCGACCUCCAACCAGCAGCUGCAGCUAGACAACCAGUACGCCGUCCUGGGGGACAAGUAACCCCCACACAGCCUGCCCCCACCCCCUUCCCGCCCAACCUCAAGUGGUCCUGGCCGACCCCGAAGGGGAAAGCACUAAUACUGCUGUGUGUGUGUGUGUGUGCGUGUGUGUGUCUGCGUGCGUGUGUGUGUCUCGCUGCCCCCUGGAGUCACAUAGGUGCCACCAUCACCAACCAGACCUGACUGUCUUUCCAUCUUGUACACACACACACACACACACACACACACACACACACAGACGCACGCAGUACUGUCAUCUACAUGUAAACUAUAUGUGCAUUCAUAGGUCGUAACACAUCAGCCACACACACACACACUCAGACAUGCAUACAUCAAUGGACCCAUACACUCCCAUACAAACCAACACAUGGUCGGCAAAAGCCCGGUCAUUAUCGACAACAUUGACAAGGGCUGUGACGACAGGGAUUGACUGAAACUUUCCAAGGAAAAAGAAAAAG